GUGGAGCUGCGGCUGCACCUCGAGCCCAGCGACUGCAGCGACUUCGCCGACCAACACGCCGACAGCUUCCAGGCGGCGCUGCGGCAGCGGACUUCCCUACUGCUCGUCACCGUGUUGGUCCUGGCAUUCCCCGCCCUCUUGCUGGUGGCCUCGGUUCGGACCGCAUUCCGUAAAUCCAACGACUGCAGCCUCCCGGCUCUGAAGCAGGGCGCGCUGGGCAGGGCGCUGGACUGCUUCGCCGCACAGGACACGUGGCGCGCGCUCUGCCGCCGCCAGAGUUCCCACAUCCACUGCAUCCAGGGCCUGCGCACCCUCACCAUGUUCGGCAUCAUCAUGCUCCACCGCGUCCUCUGCCGGGCGAGUGUCCCGCUGCUCAAUGCGGACUACGUGGAGACGGCCAUCUCGCGAGUGGACAAGGUGGCAAUGAUGAACAGCACCGGCUUGGUCGCCACCUUCUUCGUCAUCAGCGGCUUCCUGGAGGCGUGGCUGCUCAUGAAGCACAACGCCAAGCACCGCCGCUUUAGCGUCGCGGUCCUGGUGCAGCAGUUCGCCAAUCGGUAUUUGAGACUGCUUCCGGCGCUCGCCGUGGCGCUGGCCAUCGAGACGCAGUGGCUGCAGUACAUGGGCUCGGGGCCCUUCUGGGGCCAAACGGCGGAUAAAGUGAUGCGGGACUGCCAGCAGUACUGGUGGACGCACUUCCUCUUCAUCAACAACUACGUCGCCCAGGGGUCGACUGUGAGUCUUUGAGUGUUGCCCCAGUAGUGUUGCCGCCGAAAAAGAAUUCCCUCGAUGCACCACUGUCCCCCAACUGUCGAAAGGGUUGCGAGCCUCGGCCAGCAUGCUCCCGAAUAGUUAUAUGAAGAAAACCAAAGAGCCUUGUGCAAACAUGUAAGAGACAAUUGACCCUUA
Molecule: messenger RNA, 909 nt
Organism: Thrips palmi
Lineage: Eukaryota; Metazoa; Arthropoda; Insecta; Thysanoptera; Thripidae
Product: nose resistant to fluoxetine protein 6-like
Exons: 5
Coding region: 319-747 (142 amino acids)
Source: RefSeq, a predicted model, not a curated record